This is a messenger RNA of Mugil cephalus (flathead mullet), 5093 nucleotides long. RefSeq names its product kelch-like protein 34. The coding region runs from base 236 to 2044 and encodes 602 amino acids. The record is from RefSeq and is a predicted model, not a curated record. NCBI's taxonomy places the organism in Eukaryota, Metazoa, Chordata, Actinopteri, Mugiliformes, Mugilidae. Gene Ontology annotation, molecular function: protein binding. The transcript has a single exon.
UGUCCGCGACUGCAGACAGAGCAGGACAAAAACACAGAUGGAGAGAGUUCAGCUUAGAAGAAGCACUUCUUUUUUCAUUCUUGCUUCCUGUUUUCUGUCUGGUUCUUCUGUGCAUCUUGUCAACAAAAUCUUUUUUGACUUCUCAUGUCUCUCAACCUCUGCGUCCUGACAAAGCUUCCUCCACUACUCGCUCCUCUCUCUGUGUCUCGGGCUGCCUCCCGUCCCUACUUUUUGGAUGGAUAGCUACUCCCUGCUCUACAGUUCCUCCCACAGAACUGGACUUCUCGCGGGCUUCCAGCGCCUGCGCUCCGAGAGGAGGAUGUGCGACGUUGUCCUAGAGGCCGGCGGCGUCUCCUUCCCUUGUCAUCGUGCCCUUUUGGCCGGCUCAAGUGACUAUUUUUGGGCCCUUUUCGGAGACGCUACCGCUGAAAGAUUAGCGGGUGCCAUUAGCCUCCCGGUGCUAACGCCUGAGGGCUUAGACACCGUGCUGGACUUCCUGUAUUCGGGCUGGCUCAGCGUGUCGCCCUCCACGCUUCCUGUCGUCCUGGAAGCAGCCAGGUACCUGCAGGUGGAAACCGCUGUGUCGAUAUGCGAGCGUUUCAUGACUGAUGGUUUAAACUCUGAGAACUGCUGCGGCUAUGCUAAUCUGGCCGAGCGCCAUGCCCUUCACGGCGCACUUGAGGCCGCCAAUCAAACCAUCGCCAUGGAAAUGGGGAGCUUGCUACAGGAAAACAGGGACGAUCUCCUCGGGCUGAAUAGCCAAUCGCUGAUGGCGGUGCUUGACGCGGACGAGAUACCUGGCGUCAAGGAGGCGGAGCUCGUAAGGCUGGCUCUGGAUUGGCUGGAUGAGAAUGGGCCCCUCCCCCUCCUGAAAUCGAAUCUUCUCCUGAGUCGCCUGCGUUUCGGGCUAGUCGCCCCUUCUGACCUCUCAGAUCUAAGCCACGCCCACAGAGCCAUGGCCACACCCUUAAUCAGAAGUCAGGUGACUCGAGCCCUGGAGUACCACAGGCUGGGUUCAGCUCAGCCAAUCAGACAGAGCAGACAGUCGACACUGAGGGUGUCAUCCGACCGGGUUCUGCUCGUGGGCGGGGGCUCUAACGCUGUUUGGCCCGAGCAGCAGGUCCUGGCGUUUGAUCCCAGAUGCAGGAAGUUCUCGUCUCUGAGUUGCGUUCUCCCGCUGCGACUGAGACAUCACUGCAUGUGCUCAGUGGGAGGUUUCCUCUUUCUGAUUGGAGGAGAAGAAGUGAAAGAGGGAGAUGACGAUGAGAAGAAGUCCGUCACCGUGGCAACGUCCAAUCAAGUGUGGCGGUACGAUCCUCGCUUCGGCUGCUGGGAGAAGGUGGAGUCCAUGCUGGAGAGGCGGGCGCAGUUCAGCUGCUGCGUGGUGGAGGACGUUAUUUACGCCAUCGGCGGGCGACACACGCGACCGGACACCAGCACACACGCCUCGGUAGCUUCUGUUGAGUUUUAUGACAUGGCCUCGGGAGGGUGGAGGAGAGGAGCAACGAUGCCCCGCCCCCUUUAUGGUCACGCCUCUGCUGUGCUCGGCAACAGCAUUUACGUGUCAGGGGGUCUUCCAGGCAGCCCAGGCGGUGUCCACGGCGGCAACCAGGGUGACAACCAGGAUGAAAACACUCAGAGCAGCAGAGACGUCCUCUCCUGGGACCUCAAAGGCAGAGUCUGGGAGAAGAGGGCCUCCAUGUCCAUCGCCAGAUUCAGUCACCGCAUGGCGACCGCCCACGGCCACAUCUACGCCCUCCUGGGGAUGUACGAGCCUUUCUGCCAUAUCGAGCGCUACGAUGCGCGGUCGGACCACUGGACGCGCCUCAAACCGCUUCUCACCGGCUCCUUCGGCUACGGGAUGGCGUCCAUGCCUUCCGGGAACCUGCUGGUGUUCGGAGGGAGGAGGUGGAGCGACGGGCAGGAGGUGGUCGUGAGGAGCGUGCUGGAGUACGACGCGAAGGAGGAUCGCUGGAGAGAGAUCUGCCAGCUCCCCAGACCUCUCACCGGGACCGAGUGUACACUGCUGCCUAUGCCUGACUAAAAUACACAAAAUGUGAGAAAAGAUUUGACAAGUGACGAGAGCUGGUGCCUCAAGUGAGACAAUCCCGCUUAGAGUUGGCUUUACCUCCUGGUUCUAGCUAAAGGACAGAGAUAUCGUGCUCUAACUAAGAGGAGGGGCGUAGUUCAAAUAUGCUGUGGUGUAGUUUUUUAAAUAACAGGUGCAGUUAUUCAAAUUUAAUUACAGUGUGUAAUUAUGGUGAACACUGUUGAGAGGUGUCACACUGAUUUCUCAGUGACUGAACGCAAUGGCGCGCUAGGAAAAGGCUUUUAAAGAGUGUGAUAGAGGAUGAUUUAGUAGAGGAAAGAGUAAGAGGAGGCUGAGCUCAGCUGCAGAGGAGGGAAUCAAGAACAAGUCUAAAGAGGAGAUAAGGUGAGGACGUCUGCGGAAUAAAAAAAUUAAAAAAACCCGACCGAGCUGAAUAUUUUACAGGGGUUGCAGACAGGAGUUGGUGUGACAUUCCUGUUUAUUCACUAGUCAUAAAUAAUUUAAGUUUUCACCACCAAACAGAAAGAGUAAAUUAAAGCAACAGAAAAAGCACCAGCAAGGUAAUAGUUAGGUGUACCACAUCAGUACUAUUUAUUUUAUAGUGCAUUUUAAAUUAACUGGAUGUUUCAGUAUAUCCUGCUGCAAUUAUCGCCAAUGAAAAUCCAUUAAACAAAAGUAUAAUGCAGCGGGACUAAAACUUCGACAAUUCAACGAUUGCUAAUACAUGUGCAUUACAGUUAAACUAUUAUUGGAUUUUAAUGUGAUUUUUUUGCAGAGUUGAACAGUUUAACAUUCCAACUGAUCGUAACAUGAAUCCUAAUAAAAUUCACUCAGUUUUUGUUGAGAACCACUAAAACAUAAAUGUGACCAUCUCUGCUGUAUCCAGUCCAAACACUUUAUGGAAAGAGAACUUUUACUUGAGUAAGAUUUUGAAAGCAAACACUUACUUUCACUGCAGACAAAUUUAGGAGGACACUUUUAAGUACGAUUUUUAGAAAAACUUAAACUUAAGUAAGAUUUUAAAGAGUUUUCACUUUUAAAUAAUUAAGACUUUUUAAAGAGAACAAACAUUUACUUUCACUAAGGUCAAUCAUUUUGAAAUACACUUUUACUUAAGUAUGAUUUUUAAGAAAUUUUACUUGGGUAAGAUUUUAAAGAGCUUUUACAUAACUAAAACUAGAAAUAGGAUUUUCAACUUUUACUUUUUUGGUUUGAAGGGAAACUUGUGCUUUUAGUUAAGUAAUGUCUUCAAGCAGAGCUUUCUAUAACUUAAGUGAGGUUUUGAAGAGCUUUUACUUGAUCUUCUGCAAGAAUGUAAAGGUGAAAUUUUACCUAAGCAAGAAAGCUUCUCCUUUCACAUAAGUGUGACUUUCAACUCCUUUGUUUUAAAGGAAAAUUUGUACUUCUGCUGAAGUAACAUUUUGAAUGAGGUAUUUUUACUAAACAAAAAAAAACAUUUGAAAGGGGUAUUUUUUAUUCAGGUACGAUAAGAGACAUUUCACUCUAACAUUUUAAGAGAGAUAUUUAAGUUUUACUCAAGUAACUUUUUGAAAGACGUGUCUUGUUUGUGUAGGAGUACUCUGAAAGUGUGUUAUUGGUACUUUUAAUUAAAGUAACUGAUCACUUCUCCCCCUGCUGUCCACUGGUUUGUCGUGCCCUUUUUUUCCCCCUCCACAAACCAAAAGAGACAACAAAAACACCUUUAUCCAAAUGACCAAAACUUUAUUGAUCCACCCUCGUCUUCCAACAGAACACGUAGAAUUAUCACGUAAAUAAAUACUGUUUUGUCUUAUCAAUAAUUUAUGGAUUGAACAUUAAACAAUCUUUACUCAACGACAAGCUGUCCAAAAUAACCUGACAGAAUUAGAGAAGAUCAUCCAAGACACUUAGUUUGCACUCUUUAAAUAGAGAUCUACUGUAUCUAGAGAUUUCAAACACAAAAACAGAAAAGGUAUACUGGUUUUUAUCUACAACGAAGAUAACAUGCUACUACAACCAACCACGGGCAGCAGCAUAGAAAGAGCAUUCAAACUGAGUGUACUGUGUGCUUUAUCAGUGUCUAUUUGUGUGUGCGAUUGCUUUCAUAGUUUUGUGCAGCGUCUCUGAGUAUCAAGUCUUUUGGCAGCAGCGUACAAAUAAACUAAUAUAUAUAUAUUUUAUAUAUUUAUUAGAUCUUUAUUUCAGUUCCUAUGCAAAUAAUUCCUCAAAUAUUUCUCUAUGUGGCAUGCAGUUUACUGGGAGCCGAAUGUUAUCUGAGGAAAAAUCCACCCGGGAAAACUCUUAUACUGUUAGAUAAAAUAAAGUGAAUUAUCCGUGAAUUAGUUUUCGGUCGAAACGCAUCUUGGGCGACCUAAACGUAAUGUCUGAAUUACAGAAGGUAAGAAUCUAAAACUUAAAAAAGAGAUGAGUAGUUUACAUGACAGUAAAGUUGUAAGUAAUUGGAGCUGUUUUCGUAGUAUUUCUGCAGAGAUUACAGCCCCUACAGUGGAAAAAAGUUGGAACAUAAGCUGAAAAAAACAAUACUGUUGUUGGUCGAAAACAUUUAUCCAGUAACCUUGUGUUACACUUUUUAAAGUCGACUUCAAACCCAAACUUCUCUGAUUUGAUGAUUCUUAUAAACAUCUCUCUCUGCCAAAACUAAAAUGGCUCAAUAUGGUACAAAACUAAAUCAGCUCCCUCUAAAUUUAGUGAAAGGCAUUUGCGAUAAUAUUUCAUUAAUUUCAAUCUGAGAUAAGGCCCCUUUUCACAACAAUAAGUAAGUAUGCUGCCCCCUGUUUGCAGUGUUUUCCGGUGCCUGGUGUAUUAUCCAAAGACUACCAUCGUUAUUGUACAAAAGCUACUGUGAAAAAGGAGCUAAUGCUGUUUUCAGUAUUGAACACACACAUAUUUAUAUAUAUACACCAAAGUCUCUUCUAUUUUAUUGCAAAAUAUGUAUAUAUCAAGACUAUUAGAAGCAAUUUAAAAGUUUAAAUGCUUUCUUGUAAUGGCAACAGUUUUACUCGGAAUAUAUGUUCUUUUUUAAAUAAAAUAAAAUAAAAUAAAA